AUGUCUGAUAAAAGUGACCUGAAGGCGGAACUAGAAAGGAAGAAGCAGCGCCUAGCCCAAAUCCGAGAGGAGAAGAAACGCAAAGAGGAGGAGAGGAAGAAGAAAGAGGCCGAACAGCAACAAAAAACAGAACCCAUUCAUGAAGACACGGACCUGGACCGCAAAAGACGCGAGACGGAGGCUUUACUACAGAGCAUUGGGAUCUCCCCGGAGCCACCCUUAGUCCCAACCCCAAUGUCACCUUCCUCCAAAUCACUGAGCACGCCCAGCGAGGCCGGCAGCCAGGACUCAGUGGAUGGCGCCAUC
Molecule: messenger RNA, 306 nt
Organism: Bufo bufo (common toad)
Lineage: Eukaryota; Metazoa; Chordata; Amphibia; Anura; Bufonidae
Product: cytoplasmic dynein 1 intermediate chain 1-like
Exons: 3
Source: RefSeq, a predicted model, not a curated record